Thalassophryne amazonica is the source of this 1602-nucleotide messenger RNA. RefSeq names its product pancreatic alpha-amylase-like. The record is from RefSeq and is a predicted model, not a curated record. Bases 3 to 1538 code for a protein of 511 amino acids. Gene Ontology annotation, molecular function: cation binding; alpha-amylase activity. Lineage: Eukaryota; Metazoa; Chordata; Actinopteri; Batrachoidiformes; Batrachoididae. The transcript has 9 exons. Gene Ontology annotation, biological process: carbohydrate metabolic process.
ACAUGUGGUUCAUUCUGGUGGCCGUAUUUGGGCUCAGCGUGGCCCAACAUAACCCCAACACCAAGCACGGCCGGACGUCCAUCGUCCACCUGUUUGAAUGGCACUGGGCAGACAUCGCCGCUGAGUGCGAACGCUUCUUGGGCCCCAAUGGUUUUGGUGGAAUUCAAAUCUCUCCUCCGCAAGAGCACAUUGUGCUGAACAAUCCAUGGAGACCCUGGUGGCAGAGAUACCAGCCAAUCAGCUACAACCUGUGUUCUAGAUCUGGCACUGAAGAGGAGCUUCGAGACAUGAUCACCAGAUGCAACAAUGUUGGGGUUAAUGUCUAUGUGGAUGCUGUAAUCAACCACAUGUGUGGAGCCUCUGGUGGAGAGGGUACCCACUCUGAAUGUGGAACCUGGUUCAGUGCCAGCAAGAAAGACUUCCCCAGUGUCCCCUUCAGUGCCUGGGACUUCAAUGACAACAAAUGUAAGACAAGCAGCGGUGAUAUUGAGAAUUACGGUGACAUUUUUCAGGUUCGUGACUGUCGUCUGGUUAGUCUCUUGGACCUCGCUCUGGAGAAAGAUUAUGUGAGGAGCAAGGUGGCAGAGUUCAUGAACAAACUGAUUGACAUGGGUGUAGCUGGAUUCAGGGUGGAUGCCUCUAAACACAUGUGGCCUGGUGACCUGGAAGCUGUCUACAGUCGUCUGCACAACCUCACUACCAAGUGGUUUCCCAGUAACGCAAGACCUUUCAUCUUCCAAGAGGUUAUAGAUCUGGGAGGAGAAGCCAUCACAUCAAGAGAGUACUUCCAUCUUGGACGGGUGACUGAAUUCAAAUAUGGGGCUAAAAUGGGAACCGUCUUCAGAAAAUGGCACGGCGAGAAGCUGUUUUACACAAAGAACUGGGGAGAGGGAUGGGGUUUCAUGCCAGAUGAUAAUGCUGUUGUCUUCAUUGACAACCACGACAACCAGAGAGGCCACGGUGCCGGUGGUGCAGCCAUCAUUACUUUCUGGGACCCGAGGCUUUAUAAGAUGACUGUUGGCUACAUGCUGGCCCAUCCUUAUGGUGUGACAAGAGUGAUGUCCAGCUACCGAUGGGAAAGAAACUUUGUGGAUGGAAAGGAUAAAAAUGACUGGAUCGGCCCUCCGAGCAACAGUGAUGGAUCCACAAAACCCGUUCCCAUCAACCCUGACCAGACUUGUGGGGAUGGUUGGGUGUGUGAACACAGAUGGAGACAGAUCAAGAACAUGGUCAUUUUUCGUAAUGUGGUCAGUGGACAGCCUCACACCAACUGGUGGGACAACGAGAGCAACCAGGUUGCUUUUGGACGUGGUGAUCGUGGUUUUAUCGUCUUUAACAAUGAUGAUUGGGACCUGGAUGUGACUCUGAACACUGGCAUGCCUGGUGGAACCUACUGUGAUGUCAUUUCUGGCCAGAAAGAAGACAACAUGUGCACCGGGAAGCAGAUCCAUGUCGGAGACGAUGGCCGAGCCCGCUUCAAGAUCAGCAACAGAGAUGAGGACCCGUUUGUUGCAAUUCAUGCUGAAUCCAAGCUGUAAAAGGGAUAAAGCAUUGUUCCCUGACUUAAAGUCAAAACACAACUCUGAAACAUGCGGUCACUUC